AUGCUAUCAUUAUUAUUACCAUCAAUUAAUUCAGUUGAAAAAUACAACUUAUACACUGACUACGGGUAUACAUUUGAAACAGUUUUAGAUAUAUUAACAUCAAAUAGUGAAAUACAUGUAAUAAAAUCAGUAAAAACAGAUGAAGUUUUUAUAUCAAAAGUGUAUGAUAUAUAUGGUAUCAGUGAAAAUGAUUUAAGUAAAUAUAUGAACGAACUUUACAUAAUGAAGAAGUUAGAAAAUUGUGAGAAUGUUGUUAAAAUUAUUGAUUUUAUUAGACAAAAUGAUUCAAUAUCUUUCAUAUUAGAAUUCUGUAGCCAAGGUGAUUUACAUUCAGAUAUUUUAAGAAGAAAGAUGAACAAUGAAAUUUAUACGGAAAGUGAAAUUUUUAAUAUUUUAAAUCAAAUUUUAAAUGGAUUAAGUUCAAUUCAUAAAAAUGGAAUAAUACAUGGUGAUUUAAAGAGUACAAAUAUUUUUAUUAAAGAUGAUAAAAUAAAAAUAGGAGAUUUUGGUAUUUCACAAAUAGGAACAAAUAAAAACUUAGGAACUUUAAAUUUUUUAAGUUAUGAAUCAAUAAAAUUUAGAAGAACAAAUAAAUUGAGUGAUUUAUUUCAAGUAGGUUGUAUAUUAUUUGAAUUAGCUACAUUGUCUUCACCAUUUUCAGCAAAAAAUAUGAGUGAAAUGAUUUCAUUAUUUGAAGAUAAAAAUUAUAAAAAUUAUAUUGUUAAAAGUAUUUCAUCAUUUUAUUCAAAAAAACUAGUUAAUAUUAUUUCAAAGUUACUAUCUGUAAAUACAUUAGAAAGAUUAGAAGCAAUUAUUAACUAUAAUUUAAACAAAUGUGAAAAUAUAAAUUUAGAAAUUUCAAAUAGAAUAGAAUGUAUAGCUACGUAA
Molecule: messenger RNA, 888 nt
Organism: Plasmodium relictum
Lineage: Eukaryota; Apicomplexa; Aconoidasida; Haemosporida; Plasmodiidae
Gene: NEK3
Product: NIMA related kinase 3, putative
Exons: 1
Coding region: 1-888 (295 amino acids)
Biological process (GO): peptidyl-serine phosphorylation; autophagosome organization; protein autophosphorylation
Cellular component (GO): cytoplasm; autophagosome
Molecular function (GO): ATP binding; protein serine/threonine kinase activity
Source: RefSeq, a predicted model, not a curated record